AGGUAUUACCAUGUUCUCCCGCCUACAUGCUCAGGAGUCGGAUGGAACCAAACAGAUAUCAACCUGAUGUUCAAGAGAGUGGAGAUUUGAAAACAGCUCUAAGGCACAAUGGCAGCUCGUAGGAUCAGAGUAGCGACACCAGAUGGAGGUCCCAGUAUGGCGGUAGUCCAGGGAACUGGAGAGUCUGUCAUAGCUCGAAUACCAGUGGCAGAUGAACUUCUGGACACCAACAGUGGGCCUGAGAGUCGAUUCCAGCAACUUCCUGGAUCAAAAACAGGAGGCGGCCUAAGGUACAGGUCAUUGAACCCUGUUAGAACCAGUCUCGCAGGAUUCACUCCUGUAGAGAUUGAUUUAUCCAAGUUGUUCCAUGAGAGCGGUGUUGAAGACUACUUUGAUAUAUCACUUGCAUUGCCUGCAUUAACGAAAGGGAGUGAAUCGGGUAACAACAUCAGUAAAUUGAGUUUGUCUGGUGUGGAACAGCUGACCGACAUGUUUUUUCUGGUUCUCAAGUGUCAGGAAGUAAAUCUGCCAUUCCUGGAAGACUUUACACUCUGCGGUGCUCCCCAUAUCACAGACCAGGGUAUCCAAUGGCUGUCAGAAAUACCAGGAAUUAAAAUCAAAAACGUUUCCUUGGAAGGAUGCCCAAAGCUAACAGAUCGGUCCUUACACAUUCUCCUCAGAAUGAAACCGGAAUCCAUUCACAUGAAAGCAGUGUCUAAUAUAGCUUGUCUGAGUCCAGGUGUGAGCAAAGAAGAUGUCACAUUCAGUGGCUGCCAGUUAAUAUCCCCUCCUGAUGCCAUGUUACAAGCGGACCCGUGUCCUGUUGGAAAAGACAAAGAGCUCCAGCUGGUGAACUACAACUUCACCAAGCUGGUGGUCCUACAUGAAGCAGACACAAAGAAAGGGCAGUGGAUGUUUACCCAGGAGGCCUCAAAGCAAGGUGACAUAUUUUCUGUAAAGAAAGCCUGGAUGCCUGACCCAAAUACACAGCAAAAGUACAACGUGUUUGAAUGUGUCACAGGAACGGGCUGUGAGAACUGGGUGCUGAGUAACGGCUGUGUCAUUGUACUGCCGUUCUCCAACACAGACGACAAAACAGCAAAGAAGCUAGCAGCACAGAUCAUGUCUAUCAUUGGGCAGUAUCCAGAAAACGUAUUUGUACUGGGCAACUUAGGCAAGGCGGGUAGUGAAGUUGAGAUGAAAAAGAUGGUGUUUAAAAUCUUACAAGAUUGGCACACCCACAUCGCUGCUAACAGCAUCACCUAUAGAGGAAAUCAAGAUGAAAAGAUGAUAAAGGAGCAUGAUAACUUUGAGGCUCAGAUACAGCUGGGCAUCGGUCAAACACUGGUGGACAAUGUCCAGACAGUGCUGGGCAACAAGACGACCUCAAAACGACAAAUCUUAAAAACUAUUAAUGAGCCAACAACCAUUAAUGCUGUCCUGGACAGCUGCCAAGCGUUACUGACCACAGAUUUGAGUAAGAGCAAGGAUUCGUUCCUCGAGUUAGCCGGGGGUACUAUGAGAAAGAUGUUCCCAUGGCAUUGCACCAGCUUUUUUCAAGAAACAAUUUCAGUCUUUGAUGCUGUAGUGAAUGCGAAAUUCCCAACCGUCCUUUCUCCUAUAGAAGUGUUUAAGGAUCAAAAGGUAUUUCCAGCGGAGACAGUCCAGCAGAUUGACCCCAGUGGUGGACACAGUGGAAUGUGCAAGGCUAUGGAAGUCCUUCACACUCAGGGAAAUUGUCUGUACUAUCCCCGAGUUGAAAAGAAGCAAUUGGUCCAUGACAUCGCAAACCUGCCUUGUCUUACAAAUCUGGGAGUAAAGGCUCCAUACCUGACAGACAUCCCCUGGAUAGGGCAAGAUGUACCCUGCUGGAGGAAGGAUGAUUUCUACAAGAAUCGUUUCAACACUGUGAAAGAGACACAGAGAAAUACUUUUAUGGAUAUUCUACUAGACAUGGGAAUGAUGUUUAGAUUUGCUUGGCCCAUGAAAGAUUCCAGAUUUUCAGAUGCACUUACCUUUGUGAUGACUGAAGAUCUCCCUGACACCCCAGGUGUACCGCUGGACGAGAUAUGGACAGCAGGGUUACCGGAAGGGGAACACCAGAGAGACGCUUACUUCACUUUCCCUAGCCUACCUCAGCUGUUCUUACCAGACUUCCUCGGGAAAUUAAACGAGGCUUCCCAGAUGGUGUUGUUGUGGAAGUCUGGACUCAUCCUACGUCAGGGCCCUGUCAUGGUUCUGGUGGAACUCCUCACUAACGAGAUCAAUCAAGGUUUCCCCGCCAUUGUGAUCAGUGCUCGUGUUGUUAAUAGCAACAUGAAAGGCGCGCUUACUGUCACCUUCAACAACGUCACAACAAUUUUGAGUGGGAUGUUAAUUUCGAAGAAAGUUUAUGCAAUUAAAACAAUAUGCUGUCAAGAAUGUAAUCCAACAAGGGACCGGAAGAUUGCCCUUAGUGCCUCACAUAACUGUUGUCACAUGUCAGAGUUCCAUUUCCGAUAUUCCUUUGGAAACGACGACCAAAUUGCCUGCAAGAAAACAAAGAGAGGUUUAAUCGCUCCAAAAGAAGAAUUUGCUAGUAUCGACUCAGUUAACAGAAUGAUUCCUCCUUCCAGGCACUGUCGCUGUAACCACGGGACAGAUCUGUGUUCCUAUUGUGGAGUGUGUACCCACUGUAUCAAGGUCCUCACUGUAUCUCAUUCUCUGGUUCAGCCAUGCUUCAAAUCCAAGCAGAUUGGUGACCCUCCAGACGUUCAGAAAUCAACUUGUAUCCUGGAAUUUCCAAAAGGCAAAGAUUCUCCACACACGUACAAGUUUCCCUACCCUCUGUCACUGUCCUACUGUGGGGUAGUCAAUCUACUGAUACUGUCGGAGAAAGCUGACUUGACACUGAUAGUUACAAGAGUUUCAUCAACAUCAAAAUCAGUAAAUAAAUGGACAAUACCAAACUGUAAAAUGGGUGACAAGUUGGAAGUCAGCAUGGAAACCAAGAGGGCCAAUGGAUCUUUAAUGACGUUCGUUUGUGCGAAAAGAAAUGACCUCCAGCUCCAUACCCUUGGUUACGACCUGCAUGUACAGGUAGAACUCUCUCUCCAGGGAAACAACAAAGAGGACGAUUUGAAGAUCAUGGUCACUGCCCCCAAUUUGAUGCUAAUGGGAGAAAUCAAUGAGGAUGAGAAGAGCUUUGGUCUAGUUCAGUGCUGUAGUCCUGCCUUUCCUACAAAAACUGAGAGACAAAUGACGAUGAUGUAUGCUUCAAUGGAAGAGACAAUGGUGAAGAGGGUCAAACAAUUUUCUGGUUCAGUUGGAGUGUUACUACCAAAGAGUUUGACAGUGAACAACCUUCUCUUUCCCACUAUGGGACUGGUAAAGGAUCGGAAGAACCAGCUAUACUAUCCAACCUGUUCAUUAAACUUGACAGAAAUUUACGGAUGGCCACCAGUCAACUUGAUCCAUUUAGUGAAUGGAGAGGGUAUUCCAACAACAGAGUUUGAAAAAGCUAAAAUGCCUGAGCAUUUCCUCUGGGGUGUUCAUGUCAUCCUGUCUCACUACAAAAAGUUGGACCUGCCCCCAUUUGAUCAGCUAUUUGCAGAGAUAGCACCUGGUCAUGUCAAGAACAUUCAGAAAAGCUUUUUGUCUUAUGGGGCUCAAAAUAUCCUGAGAAUGGCUGCAAUCAACAUGGCAUUUUCUCUUGGAGAAGGCCUCAGUGUAGAAUCCCUGAAAAAGAAUCCGCCUAAUUCUGGGACAGUGAGUAGCAUGGUCAGGGGCCAUAUUAGAACCAGUGGUCUAUUAAUUAAAAACAGCUCCUUCCUCUGCCCUGGACAUGUAGCUUGUCUGGAACCUGAUGCAACCCAGUCAGAAUUUCAGACAGACCAUUUGCAAGGAUACAAACCCUUCAUCAGCCACAUUCGGAAAACAAACAACCACCUGGAAACCAUCAAGAAAACUGCUUUUGAAGAUCUCCCAAAUUUAUGUGUAUUUUCCCUUCAAAACAACUUCAUUGAAGUUGUACCAGACACAGUAGUUAAAUGUAAGUUCCUGACAGUGCUGUCUUUGGCGCAGAAUAAUCUGCUGGAUCUGCCUUCUGCGUUUUACUCCUGUACAGCACUGACUGAUUUAGACAUCAGUAGAAACAGAAUGGAGAAGCUGCCUACUGCUAUUACCUCCAUGAGCAAUCUCAGGAUUCUACAUGCAAACAACUUGCUGUUCAAGGUGUUACCAGAUAAUAUCGGAAACUUGUCUAAGUUGAAGGAACUGAGCUUGAAUGGGAACUGUCUACAAUCUCUUCCAAAGAGCUUCAAGAAUCUGAAAAGUCUGACCCAUCUAUCCUUGGCAGGGAUCACAUGGUUCGACAAUAGAACCAACCUGCUUCUGUCUGAGGAGAACUUUGUGACAUUUCUUGAGAAAGAAGGAGGGAUCAGGAGAUGGAUAGAUGCCAAUCCAGAGGUAAUGGAUGAGGAGGAUAUGUUCAAACUGUUUGACCUAGAUAGCAGUGGUACUCUUGACACACACGAGAUUGCCAAGGUAAAUGCCAGCCUGUUCUCAAUCUUCCCAAGGUUUGGCUACAAUGGAACAGAUCCCCCAGAUGCCACAUCCUUACCAUUCGGUGGGUUCCCUGAGGAGAUACUAGCACUGAAGACUUUGGUAAGCCUGGAUCUCAGUUACCAAGGACUUGUAUCAAUACCUGAUGACAUCUCCAAGCUCUCUAAGUUAGAGAAGCUGAACCUGAACUGUAAUCCAAAUUUAUUGUCUUUAUCUGCCCAGACUGGACUUUGUCCUCUAAAAGAUUUGGAUCUUUAUGACUGUCCAGUUCUAAAGACUCCCCCCAAGGAGAUCAGAGAUCGUGGGUUUAGGACGACAUAUGCCUACCUCAAGCGUCUGGUGACAGGAUCAGUGGACUGUAAACGAACCAAACUGAUGUUGGUUGGUCUAGGAGGAUCUGGUAAAACCAGUUUGGUGAAAUCUUUGAUGUCUACGAAUAAGAAAUCUAACCUGACUGGUGCUGAUGCAAUCACUGACGGCAUUGACAUCUGUACCUGGGAUGUGAAUCAAAAAGGACAGAAAAUAUCCUACAGUGUUUGGGACUUUGCCGGCCAGACAGUCUACUACAACACACAUCAGUUUUUCCUGUCAGACCGAGCUGUGUAUCUGCUGCUUUGGAAUAUAAGACUUGGACAUGAACAUGCUGGGCUGAACUUCUGGCUCAACUCAAUCACAGUACACGCCCCUAAGGCCCCCAUCUUUGUGGUGGGAACCCACACUGACCAGAUGACAAAGAUAGAACUUCCUAUGGAUGAAAUGAAGAGCAAAUAUCAUCAAAUAGAGGGAUUCUAUUUUGUUAGCUCUAAAGAUGGAAAAGGUAUCCCAGAGCUGAAGGAGGCAUUGUUCAAGGCAACUCUACAACAGGAAUAUAUGGGUGAGAAGAUUCCUCAUGCAUGGCUUCAACUGGAAAAAGCUCUCACUGAUCAGAGGGACAAGAAGAAAGUGUUGGAUUUUAAGACAGUUGAGAGCACAGCUAUCGAUCUGGGCAUUGUCGACUCCUCCGAGAUUAACCAAGCUAUCCAGUUCCUACAUGACCUUGGGAUGAUCCAGCAUUUCUCCAACGAGUACCUGCGAGAUCAUGUGAUCAUUGAGCCACAGUGGAUUGUAGACGUGAUGGCGUGUGUCGUUUGUGUGGACCAGGCCGUCAUCAAGAAUGGUCAACUACAACAUGCUGACAUCAAAAAAAUAUGGAAAGACUACCAAACAAUGGCAGACUGGCUGCUGAGGCUGACUGAGGAGUUUGACUUGACAUUUCAGUUGGAGGGAAAGAAGUGUAACAUUGUACCAUGUCUCCUUCCAGAGAAACAGCCAGAGUUUUCUUGGCCAGAGGUGAAAAAGGAGGAAGGAAUCUUUGAGACAAAGAUGAUCUACAAGUUUGACUAUUUACCUGGUGGUCUCUUCAACAGGGGACAGGUAAGACUUCAUGGAAUCUCUGAGGAGUCUGUGAUCUGGAAGAGAGGCUCCUUCAUCAAGAAGAACGGGCAGCUGGCUUUGGUACAGCAGAUCGGGGAAUCAAAACUUCAUGUCAAAGUUCAAGGUCCAAGGCCAGACAACCUGCUGUUCUUUAUACAUGAGGUAUUUGAGAGUCUGAUCAACGAAUCGUUCUACGGUGUCGCCUAUGAAUGCAAGAUUCCGUGCCCUGAUUGUAUCAGCCAGUAUGUGAAAGACCCACACAUGUUCAAGGAAUCGGGGAUCCGCCGAGCUCUGGAACUGAAGGCCCCAUUCUUUCAGUGUCAUAAAUACUUUCAUACCACUCCCAUCCUAAGCCUUCAAGGUAUCUUGGCUCCAGACGACAGCAAAGACUACGAAGUUCAUCUUAACAACGAUGUUAGUGCUCUCAAACAGAUGCAGACCGAGAUGUCAGUGGAUAUUUUCAUUUCGUACUGUGUCAAUGAUGCACCCAAGGACAGGUCAAAGGUUAUACAUCCAGCAGACGUUUACGCUGAUCUUGAGAAGGCGGGUUACAGCUGCUACUUCCCUGAGGGAAAAGACUUGUCAUCACGGGAGGAGAUGGCCAAAAGGCUAGUGCAUGCCUCCGUUUUCCUGGUGUUCGUCUCCAACAACUACGCAGCAGACCCUGUCUGCUGUGACAUGUAUAAGUACGCUGUAAACACCAUGAAGAAGAUGACAAUCUGUGUAACUGUUGGAGAGAACUUCAACUGGCAAGGGAGUACCACUCUGGGGGUCUUCAUCAGCGACGUGAUUUUUGUUAACAUGGUCAACUCUAAGAAGGCUGCGUACAAAUCUAAGUUUGAUGAAUUACUGUCCGCACUACAGAAGAAUGACCAGCUACAUGUUGGGAAGCAGGACACUAGUAGCAAUGCUUGUUUCAUUAGCUACGCAUGGGUGAACUCCCAACAGGCUGUCGCGCUUGGCUCAAAUAAAAAGGAAGAAGCGCUGGGAUAUGGUGAUCCUCGAGAGAUCAAGGCGUUCUUGGAGAAGAAGGGUGUUCCAUGUUGGUUAGACAUUGAACAGAUGAAUGUGAAUGACCAGCUGUUCCAUAGAUUAGCCAAGGGUCUGUCAGAGUCACGCAUCAUGGUGGCCUGUGUUUCCGAUGAGUACGCCCUCUCCGAAAACUGCUGUAAAGAAAUUCGGUUUGCUGUACAACUCAAAUUGCCGAUUGUCGUUGCUGUUGUUGGGACUGGGAAUGCCUGGAAACAGUCAGAGGUUGGUUUCCAUGCCAAUUCCUUCCCUACUGUUGAUUUCCAGCAACAAACUAACGUUUCCCAUAAGCAACUGCUCGCCCUGGUAAAGGAGAAUAUGCUGCCAGAACGACAGGAGGAUGCUGAUGAGAAAAAGAGGAAGAUAGAACUCGCUAAUGCAGAAAAAGCUCAGAUCUCUUUUCAGGAAAUGUUUGAGUUAGCCCAGAGGAAGUUUCUGCGACAGAUUUCGAGAUACGCCAGCGAACAAGACAUUGGAACCUAUCCCCGGUUGUUUGCAGUCGACAUCAUGGCCAAGCCGAGUCAAAACACUGAAGCAUCAAAAGAUGAUGCAGACAUACGGACAUACAGCAUUUAUACGCUAUGUGAAUGUGAACAGGGUUGGCACAGUGUGGCAGAUCCUAUUCUGUUGAAACCUUCACAAGAAGUAGGGGUGUGGCAGGUAGAUCCAACCAAGUUUGAAGCUGGCGAGACUUUGGAUAUGAAGGACUGUGCCGACUACCUGGCUCGCGUUACCUUGGUGAUGGAACAUAACCCUGACUUUGUUCUCAGGCUUCACAACGAUGCUGAGGGUCAAAAGUUCAUAGCACAAAUCGAGGAGUUGGCUUUAACCAACAACACAGAUUUCAUGACAUCCUAUCACAUCCUGAGGAAAAGGGUUUUUGAGCUGGAUACCGAGAAAGGCAAGGGGCAGUUGAAGAGGUGUCGUCUGCCCAGUGGUAAAAUGGUUUGGCUUUGUAAGGAACACUGCAGCAAACUCAAGGUCAUGGUUCUGAGUGAUGAGACAGCAGAGGUCAAAGUCAAGGUCGCCAACCAACCCUGGUUAGACGAAAUGGUGGAUUACUUGAGAGUUGAACAGAAAAAACCAUUUGAAUUUAAAGAGAAUAAAAAAAGUAAAAGGCUUCCAAAAGGCAAAACUAAGAAGGUACAGGACAUGGAGAAAGACUUGAGACGUUCUAUGUCUCGAAGUGCUUCCACCAUGGGGAAAGAAAAACUUGCCAUGGCCCUGGCUAUAGUGAAAGCUGAAGAACUGGCAAAGACUGAGAAAAAACCUUCAGCCUCCAGCAACGCCUCUCAACCAUUGGCAGUAGCCCUCAAAACAGAAGAGGCAUCCAUAACAAUAGAACCCAAAAAGGCUCUGCAGAAUACUAGCGAUAAAAAAACUACAGAAGACAAAAAGGAAUCAAAAACUGAUGUUGAUAAGACGAUGGCAGAUGUCAACAAUCAAUGGAUAACAGAUGCCAAGGACAGUGAACAGAAUGGUCAGAGGAGAGCAGCUGCUCCUCCAAAAACCCAGACACAAAAACCAGACGUAAAGCAGAGCAGUACGUGUAUACUGUCUUAGUUACCUAGUAGGUAGUUAGGUACUGUCUUAAUUUUCCUAUUAGGUAGUUAGGUACUGUCAUAGUUACCUAGUAGGUAGUUAGGUACUGUCAUAGUUACAUAGUAGGUAGUUAGGUAGUGUCUUAGUUACCUAGUAGGUAAUUAGGAAGAAUCUGGCACACAUUGCUAUCAUGAGAUAGGAAGAGGCUGAUUUAAUCCUCAAUAUCCUCAACACUUUAUUCCACAUAAAAUACGAACCGUCUAUAAUUUAUCUGCGAUACUUUUACUCGUAAUGAUCCUUUUUAUGUAUUAACCUGUAAUUUACCUGUGCUAUUUUACCUGUAAUUUACCUGUGCUAUUUUACCAGUAAUUUACCUCUUACUUGUCUUUUUACUAUCGCUAUAGAUUCAUAAAAUUAUAGAUCACUAGAGGUGUAUAUAAAUCAUUAUUUAUUUAUUGUGCAAGCAUAACAUCAGGCUCAUGUGACAAGUAUUUGCGAUAAUUUUACCGUUGUUAUCCCUCAUAUAUAGAUUAAUAUUAGAUAUCUGACAAUAAAAGAGGUCAAUCUAUACAGAGUUAUGAGGGACUAGAUAUGUACAAUCAAAGUUGUGUUCUGUCUUAAAUACCUUUGCAUGUCUUUUCUCUAUACAUUCUGUAUAUACUCAUUCAAUUGUGAAAUAAAAUUGAUAGUUUUGCUUUAUUCUCUAAAAUGGUCUAGGUGCCAUUAUGUAUGUGUCCAUAGCAUACUAGAUCUGUUAAAAACUCCAAUAUGCCUUUAUUUCGUUUCCAAAAUUUCCAAAAAUCAGCAAUGUUCAUUAACAUUUACAAUGUCAUUGGUUCAGCAGUGUUCCUUAACAUUUACAAUGUCAGUGGUUCAGCUGUGUUCCUUAAGGUUCCUUAACAUUUACAAUGUCAUUGGUUCAGCAAUGUUCCUUAACAUUUACAAUGUCAGUGGUUCAACAGUGUUCCUUAACAUUACAAUGUCAGUGGUUCAGCAAUGUUCCUUAACAUUGACAA
This is a messenger RNA of Mizuhopecten yessoensis (Yesso scallop), 9542 nucleotides long. RefSeq lists its product as uncharacterized. Gene Ontology annotation, molecular function: protein binding; calcium ion binding. The transcript has 60 exons. Bases 109 to 8547 code for a protein of 2812 amino acids. NCBI's taxonomy places the organism in Eukaryota, Metazoa, Mollusca, Bivalvia, Pectinida, Pectinidae. The record is from RefSeq and is a predicted model, not a curated record. Gene Ontology annotation, biological process: signal transduction.